AACGAUUAUAUUUGACGUUUUUAUAUUUUCUUAGAUCUUUGAUCUAACGUAGACCGACGUGUAUACCAUACCAUCAAUACCUUCAAUACCAUCGUAACGAUGGAAGACAGAAAAAGAACUUAUGCUGAACAAAGUUCAUCUUCGUCGGACAAAAGCCCUCCCCCUAAGAGACAACUUUUGUCAUCACAACAAUCAAGGUCAAAUCACGGUGUAAAUGGCCAAGCCACCACUUCCUCAAGUAGCUCAAAUAGUUACCAGGAUUAUGCUAAUAUAGAUAUUUCUGAUCCAAAAUGGCUUGAGCUUUAUCAAAAAGAGGCUAUUAUACGUGCUUUACGCGAAUAUAAACGGGAAAGUGAGCGGAUAAAUAAGUGGAAUGAGCAACUUAAAGAGAAACAGAUUAAUUAUGAAGACCAUUUAAGUGUUGUAAAUAGGUGCUGGAAUAAGCUAUUAAAUGAUUUACGAUUGAUUGUCUCCAAAAUUGAAGAUGAUGGAAAAUUAUCGAGCUUAAUUCCUUCAGAUGAACAACUUCGAGAAUCAAAAUUCCUUGCUCAAAUAUCACAAUUUGAGCAAAAUGAUGAAAUUAUCGAAAGGAUUGAAGAAUCGCUAACAGAAAAAUUUGCAACUACUAAAAGGGUUAUUAAUACUCUGCUUGAGAAGAUUAUUGCGUGGAUAGAACAAAGAAAUAAAUUAAUAAAGGUUUUACAAAAUGAAAAAGACCCAGUGUUGAAAGAGAGUAAAGUAAUUCAUAAUCUUAAGGGUGAAAAUGAAAAUCUAAACCUUCUCAUCGCACGCAAUCAGAAGGAACUGGAUGAAUUACAAGCACAGCAUCACACAGUAUCAUUUGAGAAAAGUACUAUUAAAGACGAGUUAGAGAAGACUAAAAAUCGACUUGAAGUAGCAGAAGAACGUCUUGAAGUCGCUAAAGAUGAACUUGUUCAGGCAGAAAAACGUUUAGAUAGAUCUAAAAGUGUAACUCUUGGAUAUUGGACACAUCCUGGAAGUAAUGUAUUUGGAUCAUCAACCACUUCUGAAAGUGAUAAGCCAAGCCAUAAUAAUCGCCAAACAGACGAAAAUUUAAAACAAUUUAAAUUUUUGGCCGAAUCACGAUUAAAAGAAUUAGAAGAAUUGACUAAUGAACGAUCUAAGUUAAAGGAAGAAAUUCAUCAUCUCCGAGAACAAUUUAAAAACCUUCCUGAAGAUCGUAUAAUAGAAUCUCAAGUGUAUCGAAAUUUACAAGUGCAAUAUUUUCACUGUAAAGACAAUUUAGAUUAUAUACGAACAGUUAUGGAACAAAAUAGUCGAGAUAUGGAAAAAAUGACAGCAACACGAAAUUCAGCAACAAAUCAAAUACAAGAAGAAACAAAACAAACUGUUAAGGAGAUGGAAGAUCAACUAAAUAAGCUGCUUCUUGAUUUAAAUCGAAUUCGUGCUCAAAGGGAUGAUGUAUUAAUGGAGGUGGAUAAAUUGAGAGCAAUGUUACCGCAAGAAUUUCGUCAAAUAUCUGCUCUGCGGGUACUUGCUAAUGAUAGGAAAACAAUAAUACGUCAGUUAAUGACUGAGAUUCAGAGACUUAAUAUGAAGAUUGCUGCUAAUGAGGGUAAUAAGCAAGCAAUGGAUUUUUAUUGUACACCUGCGGAACCACCGGACGUUUCUUAUGAGGAAAUUCAACAAGGAAAAAAUUCAUUUGAGCUAAUAAAAAGACAAUUAUCUUAUGACCAUCAUUUACAGGAAGAAUUAAAUAAAUCAGAAAAAAAAAAGGCGGAGCUUCAAAAAGAAUUGGAUGAGCUGAAAAACACUUUGAACCUUAAUAAUAUGGGAGAAUAUCAUGAAAUUAUACAUUCCGAAACUAGAUUAAAACAAGAAGUUGAAGAAUUAAAGAGUAGGCUGGACGAAUAUGAUGAGAAAUAUGGUAUUAAGGACCCUGGAGAUGAUCCGUUACAUAUUCUCACCACUAAAAUCGAAGAAGCGGAGAAAAAAAUCGAGAAAAUAGAGUCAGAAUGUGAUUAUUUAAGAAAAAAUGAAAAGCAAUUAUUACAAGAACUUGAAGUUCUGGGUGAUCAUUGGGCACGUCAAGACCAGGAAAAUACUGUCAAAGUGUUUGAAAUUAUAGCACAUGAUGAAAAAUUGCAAAACGCGCGGGAAUCGGAAGCAAAAGUGAAACAGAAAUUAAACUCUAUAUGGAUGGAAAAUGUUUCUUUGAAAAAACAGAAGAAUCAUUUAUCUACAGUUAUUCAAAAUCAAACAGAUCUCUUGCGACAAAAAGGCUAUCUCGAAGAAAAUCUUAAAUCACAACUGGAUAAUGCCAACAAAGAAUUAGCGUGUUCCAGACAAGUUGUGGAUGUUCAUAAGCUUAAAUUGCAUGAAUUUACACAACAGAAUAAGGAUUUAAAGGAAAAAAUUGAAAGAAGUGUGACUUCAUACAAUGAGAACUCCAAGAAACUUGAGGAGAGCAUAAAAUUAUAUGAAAAAGAAGCUCAUAAGUCAAGAAGAAGUGCUGAAGAAACUGAGAUGUAUAAGAGACAAGUUGAAGAUCUCCGAAGGACACAAGUAUCGGACACUACUGAACAACAAUUAAUUCAGAGUUAUGAGAAACUACUUAAAUGUUCGUCAUGUGCUAUUCGAUUCAAAUCACAUUGCUUAUUAAAAUGUAUGCAUACGUUUUGUAAAGAAUGUCUUGAAGCACAAGAAAAAGCACGUAAUCGUAAAUGUGCAAAAUGUGGGCUUCCAUUUAGUAGUACUGAUAUCAAGCAAUUGUUUCAUUAGAGCUCGAUUAAUACAAUAUUUUUUAUUUCUGAAAUACUAUAUUCAAAAUUAUUUGAUUAUAAUUAUGUUUAUAACAAUUUUGGUUUUAUGAUCUAUCAAAUUUUUUUGGAUUAGUAUCGUUUUGUUUUUCUUAUGAGUAAAUUUUUUAUUACUUUUCUUUGUACAAAUUUUCCUAACAUUUGUUCAUUUUUUAAUUAUUCAAUAAAUCAUUUCACC
Rhizophagus irregularis DAOM 181602=DAOM 197198 is the source of this 2979-nucleotide messenger RNA. RefSeq lists its product as uncharacterized. Gene Ontology annotation, cellular component: HULC complex; nucleus. Gene Ontology annotation, molecular function: metal ion binding; ubiquitin protein ligase activity. Lineage: Eukaryota; Fungi; Glomeromycota; Glomeromycetes; Glomerales; Glomeraceae. The record is from RefSeq and is a predicted model, not a curated record.